Colletotrichum destructivum is the source of this 936-nucleotide messenger RNA. RefSeq names its product Putative alpha/beta hydrolase-1. Lineage: Eukaryota; Fungi; Ascomycota; Sordariomycetes; Glomerellales; Glomerellaceae. The record is from RefSeq and is a predicted model, not a curated record. The transcript has 3 exons. Bases 1 to 936 code for a protein of 311 amino acids.
AUGCUCCCCACUUACAUCCCAGUUCAAAAGGUUAAGGCCAAGAAUGGCAUUGUCUACGCCUACCGCCGGUUGGGUCCGGCGAGGGGCAUCCCUCUUGUGUUGCAUAUGCAUGUGCGAGCCUCGAUGGGCUACUGGGAUCCCGUCUUCAUCCGCCCGCUUAUGGCAAAACGCCCAGUCAUCAUGUUCGACCCUCCCGCGGCUGGGCAGAGCAGCGGUGACACCAAGCGCACGCCGACUGACAUAAACAUCAUGGGUGAUGACCUGAAUGCGUUCCUCGAUGCUCUCUCACUCGAGCUAAUUGAUCUCCUGGGGUUCUCGAUCGGGAGCAUGGCCUGCCAGAUGGCCACCCUCGCGAGACCCGAGCGAGUGAGACGUUUGAUUCUCGUCGGGGCUGAUCCUUCGGGACCCAUUCCCGGGGAGCAUUUCUGGCCUCGCACCGACCCCAACCUCGAUCGUUUCCUGACGCUGCAGCAGAGCGCCACUGAGGAGGACUGGCAGGCUGCUUACACGCUGACAUUCUUCCGGGACGACGACCAGGGCAGAACCGCCGCGGGGGCCUACUUCCGGCGCCUGCGGGAGAGCGAGUUCAACGAACGGGCUGCCGAGGGCGGGCUGCCGGCCUUCAACGACGUGGAGAGCUUCAUGAUCCAACUGAAGUGCAUCAAGGACUGGUGCGCGCCGGGCGACAGGAGCAAGCAUUCCUUCUACAGGCUGGCCGAGCUCACCAUGCCCGUGCUUGUCAUGACCGGCGACGACGACUACCUAGUUCCCACGCCCCGGAGCUACGAGCUGAUGGAUGGGAUCCCCAACUGUAUGCUGGUCAUCUGGCCCCGCGCCGGGCACGCGUCCAUCUGGCAGUACGCCGAGAAUUGCGCCGCGAAGGUCAAUGAGUUUCUGGAGAGUGAUAUGGAAAGGUUUGCGGAACCGAGACUGUAG